Messenger RNA from Linum tenue, 1073 nucleotides. The record is from the annotation of a GenBank genome assembly. Lineage: Eukaryota; Viridiplantae; Streptophyta; Magnoliopsida; Malpighiales; Linaceae.
AAAAGGAGAAUAUAGCUGGAAGAGCGACGACGAGGAGAAAUUCAGUGAACCCGACGCCAGCCGAUAGUAGCCCUCUUCUCUUGCCCCAUCUCGUAGUCCGCCGCAGCCCAAAAUAAUGCCCGACGAUCUCACGCCGCCUCCGGCCGAUGCAGUCUCCGCUCCUCCGGAGGCCGGAUCCACUCCGUCUUCACCGCCGCCGCCAACGCCUCCUCCUUCAUUCGAUCCGAGUCGAAUGAUCGGUAUAAUCAAGAGGAAGACAUUGAUAAAAGAGUUGGCGGCUGUUUACCACGCUGAGUGCCUCGCGUAUUGCCAGGAGCUGCUGGAACUACAGAAGAAGUCGGAAGAGCCGUUUCUGGAUUCAAAACCUCCUGAAGAUUCAAGGAAGGAGACAACGAGACCCACAAAACGCUCCAAGAAGGGUCGGUAGGUAGGCUAUAGCAUGCAUGUCAUAGCUGGAAUCUGUUCGCUUUCUUUGCGGAUUGAUAUGCAAGUCCUUCGAAUUUCUUGCUGCUAUCAAAUUGGACGAAUUGGUACACAACCAAAAAUGGUAACUUCUCAUUACAAUAAGACGUGAUCUAGUGGCGCCAUGGCAGUAAUGUGGUUUGAACUGCACCUAUGAUUCGCAAGUUCGAGCUGAUGGCGCUGUUGCUGAUGGGAUGCGUUGCAAGCGUCAUCUAAAGAGUGCUGUUGUUUAGUUAUUCUUGUUUUUGUACCAAUACGGUAUGAGAUAAAUACUCUUGUUGGAGAUCGAGAUGGCAAUGGUAGUAGGGAACAAAGUAUCUAGAUCAUUUUGGAUGUGAAACCUAAUUAAAGAAGGAACUUCAGGCCUUGUGCAACUCUUUCUAAUUUCCAGAGAAAAUUGUCUGCUGUUGUUACAUCUUAUCUAUUGUCAAUGUACAUAUAACACAGAUACAUGACUCAACUCUACAAUUUUCUUUCCUUUCUCUAUACGAAGUCUGUGUCGAUAUCCAAAAUUCUGUCUGUAAUCUACCAACGGUGAAGAGGUUUACUGAAACCAAGUCCUCAGCCAACCGUACGUUGUCACCAUGACCUGGAACAUGCCACUGAUUUUC